Notothenia coriiceps (black rockcod) is the source of this 2077-nucleotide messenger RNA. RefSeq names its product uromodulin-like. Gene Ontology annotation, molecular function: calcium ion binding. Lineage: Eukaryota; Metazoa; Chordata; Actinopteri; Perciformes; Nototheniidae. The record is from RefSeq and is a predicted model, not a curated record. The transcript has 9 exons. The coding region runs from base 137 to 1915 and encodes 592 amino acids.
CUUCAUCUGGUUCUUUGAAUGCCCCAGGAUCCCUAUAAAGGCUCACACUUUGAGAAUGCACCUACAACUUCUUCACCAACUCCUGAAUUCCCACACAGUCUCUCUAAGCAGGUUUGCGUCGUGGUUUUGAUCUAUAAUGGGGUUGCCAGCGGGUUUGAUUUUGGCCCUAAUUCUGCAGAUUCUUUCAGGAAGCACUUCAGGGACAAUUGCCUCCGGCUGUGACUCUUGUCAUGAUGAAGCCAACUGCCUGAAGACACGGGAAAGAGGCGACUCCUUCACCAGCCAGGCGUACUCUUGUGUGUGUAAAGAUGGCUUUGUAGGCGAUGGGCUCACCUGCUACGAUGCAAAGCUCUGCAGCGACUCCUCUUGCUGUAGCCAAGGUUAUCAGUGGUCACCAGACAUGGGCUGUGUGGACACUGACGAGUGCUCCCUCUCAGAGUCACCCUGCACCCCACGCCAGGUCUGCCGAAACACCCCAGGGUCCUUUGCAUGCCUGGAGCCCUCCACCCAAACUGUCCUGUUCCACUGUGGACGCUCUGAUUGUCCCAGGGGCAUGGACUGCAUCGAUGGUCAUGGCUCUCGCUUUGCUGACCCCUGUGAUCAGUACACCAAACUGAAUGAUGAGUGGCGUUCAACUAAUAACACAGUGAUUAACCGGCCACGCUGUGACCGAGAUAUCAGAUGGAAAGGCUGGUAUCGCAUGUAUCUGGGCAGAGAAAGUGCUCAGCUUCCAGAGAGAUGUUCAGGUAGCCACAGGUGUGGAACUGAUGCUCCCAUGUGGAUGACAAAAGCUCAUCCCACAGAGUCAGAUGAGAUUGUAAAUCGCAAGGUGUGUGCUGCCUUCGAAGACGACUGCUGCACUUAUGACACAGACAUCCAGGUCAAGCUCUGCCCUGGAAACUUCUACGUCUACAAACUCGUGAGGCCAUCCACAUGCUACCUUGCUUACUGUGCAGAGGUGAAAGGGCCAGCCCCUGAAGUUGUACCAACCACACCUGAGCCCAUAACUGAGCCCCUCACCCAUGCACCCGAUACAACACCUGAGACCUUCAGCUCCACUGAGGCACCCAAUCAGCCUUCUCAGCUGAUUUGUGGCCGUGAGACGCUUCAAGUUGGGCUGGAUGUGGACAGCCUUACAUCCUCUGGUUUGAACCCUCUUUCUGGAAACCUGGCAACGCUCAACUGCUCCCGGUUCACAGUGCGUGAUAAUGUAGUGUGGUACGAAGUGGAGACCAGAGCCGGUGUCUGUGGAAACACUUUGAAGACCAACAGCACACAUGCCAUCUACUCCAAUAGUUUGUUCAUCUACCCGAAGAGCAACUCCUCCUUCGUCCAUCCUCUGAGUGUGCCCUUCACCUGCGUGUUUCCCCUGGACACACACAGCAGCAUGGACGUGGCUGUCAGGCCAUUCCUGGAGCUGAAAGGUGCUAUUACAGGCUCUGGUUCCAGAGCAAAGGCCUCCAUGUCUCUGUUCCACGACUCCAGCUUCUCAGAGAAGUAUCCUGCAGGCCUGGUCACCCUGCCGGUCGGCUCCCCGCUGUACGUGGGCGUCUCGGUGGAGGAGACAGAUCCAAGCUUUGCAGUUGUUCUGGAGGACUGCUACGCCACACACUUAUCAAACCCUCACAACCCCGAGCAGUACCCUCUCAUCCACAGCAAGUGUCCUGCUGACCGCAGACAGGUGUCCGUGGUGGAGAGCGGCGCUUCUCUCCGGGCUCAUUUCUCUUCCCUGUUCUUCCUGCUGCAGCAUGAGUACCGAGACCUGUACCUUCACUGCAGCCUCAGCCUGUGUGAUCGGAGAACCAGCUCCUGUGUUCCACCCUGCACACAUAGGAACUAUCGCUCUGUUUCCAACUCUGAGCAUCUGGAAACCAUCACCGUUGGACCAAUCCUUUGGGAAAAGGCAACCGAGUGAGCUGAUAACGUGCUGUGACCUUGUUUUGUUUCAAGAUGUUUUUACAAGAUUAGUAGAACUGGUGUUACAUUAAUAAUGAAUGUUAACAUACUUUGUAUCGAUCAUUGAUUAUAUUUCCUUUGUAAUGAUUUUGUCAUCCGUUUUUGAUUGGGGUGAUUAAAA